AGGAUUUCUAAUGAACCCGCGCUCGCGCAGCUUCUCCUACUCCCGCCCGAGUCCCGACUGACGACUCCCGACUCUCGCCGCAGGACAUUGUGCGUGUGAUGUGACGCCGUGUUGCGCGCGCGCUCUUCCCCGCAGGUGCGAAAAAAGCCAGCCACCAGAGAGUAGAGACUAAAGAGCAGUUAUCCAGUCUGCGGCUUCUACCCCCACACUGCACAGUUAUUUUGGAGCAGCGGCGAAAACAAAGGAAAUCCCCUCGUCUACCUGCUAAAAAGUGCGAAGGGCCAACUGCACAGCUCGACUCUCCCGACAAUAGUUUACCCUCCAGGAGGUGAGCGGUCUGAAGAGGUAGAGGAGGACUGCUGCGCCGACCAGUCGCCGUCAAGUUGCUGUCAGGAUGCAGGGCACGAUAAUCGAGAACCUCAGCGGCAAGAAGCUGUCCGUGCUGGUGUUGCUGCUCGUUCUCGGACAGAUCGUAUCCUUCCUCGUAGGCGGACUCGUGGCUCCACCACCAUCAAAUAGUCAAAAUAUACUGGGAACAGCUUGCUUAGACCAACGUAAUGCAAAUGGCACUGCACCAGGUAUUGACAAGUGGAUAUACUCCAGACCUGCAGGAAAAUGCAAUGUUAUUGACCCACAUGAGAUCACUGAACAAGUUUUCCCAAUUGUGUAUACAUUUCAGAUGCCUACACCUUAUAAUAAACAAGUAUUCGAUUAUUCUCGGUGGCAACAUAGUUUGAUUGGUGUUCUUCAAGUGGAUAUGAUGUAUCACAGCCAUAUAGUUGUCCCUCCUACUACAAAAUUGACGUUUGAUGCUCGACUGGCAUACAGAAAUAAAGGUGAUCCUGAAGAUGCAUGGAAACACUAUGCUUCUUCUGUGAUUGAAAGAAAUUUAGACUGUGCCAUUGACAAUCUGCAUGAAGAAUACAACUACAACUGCAGUAUAUUGUCAUUAUUUGAAUUAGGAUCAUUGUACCAUGAUUAUUAUUUACUUAACAUUCGCUUACCUAACGAUCCGCGAAAAAAUGUCAACCAAGAUUUAGGCCAUGUUACUGAUUUAUGGCUAACUGUAAUCAAUCAAAAUGGUGGAUUCACUAAAGUUUGGGUGAGCCUGAAAACUAUUUUCUUUCCGAUCACACUCUUAAUCCUUUGUUGGUACUGGAGAAGAAUUCACAUGCUUUCGAGAUCACCAGCUUUAUUAGAAUAUAUGUUACUGGGUUUAGGCUGUUCUCUAAGUCUUCUAAACUUGCCUUUGGAGUAUCUUACACUUGCUUUUGAUAUGCCAUUUAUGCUUUUACUAGAGGAUGUCAGACAAGGAAUAUUUUAUGCGAUGCUUUUAUCUUUCUGGCUUGUUUUUGCUGGUGAACAUUUGAUGGUUCAGGAAGGUGAUCAGAAAAAUUCUUUGAAGUGUUACUGGCGUCAUUUGUCUGCCGUUGGAGUCGGCUGUCUGUCAUUAUUAUUCUUUGACAUGUGCGAACGAGGAGUACAACUUCGUAAUCCAUUUUACUCAAUUUGGGUAACAAAUAUUGGAGCAAAGAUGGCUUUAUCCUUUAUAAUAUUGGCGGGAGUUUCAGCUGGAAUCUAUCUUUUGUUUUUGACAUACAUGAUAUGGAAAGUAUUUAUAAAUAUAAGUGCCAAAAGGGCGGUUUUACCAAGCAUGAGUUCGGCUCGACGUUUGCAUUACGAAGGUGUCAUAUAUCGUUUCAAAUUUUUGAUGGUGGCAACUCUUUUAUGUGCAUCAUUGACUGUGAUUGGUUUUAUUCUGGGACAGGUUGCUGAAGGCCAGUGGAAAUGGGAUCAAGAUAUCGAAUUAGAGAUGACAUCAGCUUUCUUUACAGGAGUUUACGGCAUGUGGAAUAUUUACACUAUAGCUUUGCUAUGCUUAUAUGCCCCAUCUCAUAAACAAUGGCCAGUCGAACCAUCAGAAAAUAGCGUUAGUGAGGAAAUUGAAUUCUCCAGAUUGCCAACUGAACCAAACGAGAUGCUCUCGUUGACAGCGUUUACGCGAAAAACGGCCAUAGAUUAAAUCCGGUGCUUUUCAAGAGAGAAAAAUCGACAACUUAUCGCUGGAUUUGUAGCUUUCGCGAUCAAUAAAUUAAAAGAAAAACAUUUACAUCCCCAUUGACGUGACAUAUCAUCACUGGGCAUUCAAGAAUCUUCAUCGUCGUCUUCUCGUCGAACGCGCAUAUAUUCGUACAUCUAGUAUUAAAUAACAGCAGUAUUUGUUGUAAUUAUAAGAGUAGACUGUGUUAUGACGUCAAGUACCGGGUGAUUGUGAAGUAACCUCUGCUUACUUUAUAACUUUUUUAUAAAUGUAUGAAGGUAACUCACGAGAUGACUUCCUCAGAGCUAUCUGAUAUUGAGUUUUAUAUUGAUAGAUAUUUUUCAGAGCUUCUUCAAUAGUUAUUGUUAGUAUUUUCAAGCAAAAAUUCACAUUUUGCGUUAGUUUUUGAAAAAAUUCGGCAGUUUUCUUCAUUUAAAUUUUAAUAUUUACACGUGCUUGAAUUCAACGCAUUUUAAUGAUUCGUGCAUAAUUUUCGCAAUGCUUCCUGACUCGCUUAAAGAUAAGAAAUCAUUUUCAACCCAUGUCUUCUAAAGUAGUUGUAACUCUAAAUAGAGAAGCUACUCUGUAGGUGCAGAAUGCGUUUAUUUGUGAUUAGCGUAUCUAAUAAUCCAGCUGUUUGAUAGGCCAAAAUGACAUAUUGUCCAAAACCAUUGAAUACGUUAAGGACGCGCGAAUAUAGAAUAAAUUGCAUUUCGUUAGUUUACUUAGUGUGUAAGAGCCUGUCUUGUAUCGUGAAGCAUUUCUUUUAUCGUUUAUUCUUUAUAGCUUUAUUUCGUUAUUACUUAUUUCCCGAUAACAGGAACUCCGUUUGUGGGAAAAAAAUUUGAGGAUAUUUCUCUUCGACGCAGAUGCAAAUUUACGUUUUCGUAACACACCUCGAUACACCACAAUACACAAGCAUAAUGAAUGAAUAUUAUAAAGAGAAAGAAUUGCGCUCUCAAAACUGACGUGCCAUUGCAAGAGAACAUAAGGUUUAUAUACACAUACUAGCCCGUAGACGUUUUUUACGACUUUUGUAUCGCAUUUUUUAAAUAAAUUGAUUUGUUACUCAAAA
Molecule: messenger RNA, 3116 nt
Organism: Nasonia vitripennis (jewel wasp)
Lineage: Eukaryota; Metazoa; Arthropoda; Insecta; Hymenoptera; Pteromalidae
Gene: wls
Product: protein wntless
Exons: 12
Coding region: 395-2023 (542 amino acids)
Biological process (GO): Wnt signaling pathway; Wnt protein secretion; intracellular protein transport
Cellular component (GO): organelle membrane; endomembrane system
Molecular function (GO): Wnt-protein binding
Source: RefSeq, a predicted model, not a curated record